CUCCCCUCCUUCUCCUCCUCAAACACAGGAGCUGCUCAAGAACCAGUGGUGAGUCAGAACCUGGUGACGGACAAUGUGUCGGUGGUGGAGGGCGAGAUGGCCAUCAUCAGCUGUCGGGUGAAGAACAACGACGACUCCGUUAUCCAGCUGCUCAACCCCAACAGACAGACUAUCUACUUCAGGGACAUGAGACCACUGAAGGACGCUCGCUUCCAGCUGGUGAACUUCUCUGACAACGAGCUGAAGGUGUCGCUGUCCAACGUGUCGCUGUCGGACGAGGGGCGCUACGUCUGCCAGCUCUACACCGACCCCCCCCAGGAGGCCUACGCUGACAUCACCGUGCUGGUCCCUCCAGGUAACCCCAUCAUCGAGGCGCGUGACGAAGUUCUGAGUGAGGGCAACGAGACGGAGAUGACCUGCACCGCCAUGAGCAGCAAGCCUGCCGCCAGCAUCAGAUGGAUGAAGGGAGAUAAAGAGCUGCCAGGUAAGCCCAAAGUGGAGCUGACCUACGACAAGAUGUACACCGUGACCAGCCGGCUGACCUUCACCGUCAGUAAGGAGGACGACGGCGUGCCGGUGGCGUGCAUCGUGGACCACCCUGCCGUGAAGGACUUCCUUGCUCAGAAAUACCUCGAGGUUCAGUACAAACCGGAGGUGAAGAUCGUGGUAGAGUUUCCUCAGGGUCUGACGAGGGAAGGAGAGAACCUGGAACUCACGUGUCAGGCCAAAGGCAAACCCCA
Messenger RNA from Gymnodraco acuticeps, 740 nucleotides. Its product is annotated as cell adhesion molecule 1-like. Gene Ontology annotation, molecular function: signaling receptor binding. The annotation marks the transcript as partial. The transcript has 6 exons. The record is from RefSeq and is a predicted model, not a curated record. NCBI's taxonomy places the organism in Eukaryota, Metazoa, Chordata, Actinopteri, Perciformes, Bathydraconidae. Gene Ontology annotation, cellular component: synapse; neuron projection; plasma membrane. Gene Ontology annotation, biological process: detection of stimulus; susceptibility to natural killer cell mediated cytotoxicity; cell recognition.